CUUUAACAUAACUACGAAGGCUUUAUUCUUAAAACACAUUUUUGCUAAUAAUAAUCCGUAAAGCAAUCCCAUUUGACACACUCUUUAGAACAACUAUUUGAAUAAAACCAGUACUGGGUAUUGCCAAAGGUAUAGCAGCUAAGCAUUCAGCCUUGUUUGAAAAGGUUCAAUUAGCAUCAAGAUUAAAGAGGACUGGAUAAACAUAUUGGGAUUUUUUUUUUUUUUUUUAAGUUACAGAAGGAAGUUCUUGUUUUUCAUGACAUAACUAUCUUGUUAAUUUGGAAAAGCAUGGCUGUUUUUUUAAUGAAUUGACAAGAAAUAUCUCGAAAUAAUGACAAUGUUCUACAUGAAAAAAUACAAAUCUGCUCAGUUUUACAAGUUAACUAUCUUGUAAAUCUUGGGGGGAAAAAAGAGCCCUUUUUUUCCGUAAAAUAUUUUCUCGUAAAUCUCAAUUGAAUGGAAUAUGCUUCCGUAUGUCCUCUACUCGUUUGAAAUAAAAACCUUGUGUCAGUUAUAUUCUUUAACAUUUAGAUACAUGUGAAUAUUCAGAUCAAGGUCAGAACAAGAGCAAAUAUAAGCCUGUUGUCCACUAAAUGUUUGAUCAUUCAUUGUGUUUCCUUUUUUUUCACAAGUAAAAUGAGUACUUUUUUAGUUUUUAAUAUUUUGCUGCCACAGUGUGGAGCUCUACACCUUCUUCCUUCAAUAACAGUGAAUUGUACAUUUUAACACAUUUUUAUAUUUUUCCAUCCUCUGUUGAUUUCAAUAUGAACACAAUUCUUUGAAGUUAUGAAUAAAAAUCACUUCUAAUACUGUUGUUAUUACCAUGUCCGAACACUUGAUGGCAGUCUUGUGUUUAUAUAAGGAGGGAAACCCCGUCUCCUCAUAUCGAAAGUAAAAGUAGUCUGACCACAGGAGAACACAAACAGGACUGAGGACUGCUGUGAAACCGGUUUUCAGCUUUUCACUGACUUCUCUUUAAACAACAUGGACGAAGGCAACUGCACCAAGGAAACUAUGCAUGACGUUAAAAAGGGAAUGGAGCCCGAUAGCCAGUCAGCAGGACGCGUGCCAAAGGAAGAGAACAACACCAAGGCUCUCAACAAUGUCUUUAGGAAUGGUUGGUUGAAAUUAGCAGGCCCUGCAUCCAAAUCCUUGGUGAUUGCUUUAUCUGGGUCAGCUUUUGUAGCUUUGUCUGACAACCAUGGAUCGAGAAGAGAGGCAGAAGAACUCACAGAAAAACUGCCAAUGCCAAAAGGAAAAGAGGCUGAUGGAGGUGUUGCAGAAGUACCAGUAAGGAAAGGAACAACACCAGCAGAGCCACCAGCGAGGAUUGUCAUCGCAAGAACACCUGCAGCAGGGAAAAGCAUCAAAGUUCUAAAAACAUACAGGAUUGUCCUGCUGGGAGAAACCAAAGCUGGGAAAAGCAGCCUGGCAAACACCAUAUUUGAAGAGGAUGUGUUCAAAGUCAAACAUAGCCCCACUUCUGGAAAAAGUGAAUGUCAAGCAGAUUCAAAAUCUGUUGAUGGAAGAAGAAUUACUCUGAUUGAGACUCUGGAUUUUUUUGGUAAAGAUAGAUCUGAGGAGGAACUGAGGCGAGAAGUAGGGAGUUGUAUGACAGCAAGUGCUCCUGGGCCUCACGCAUUUUUCAUAGUGUUGAAAGUGGAGAGAUCCCCAGACUACUGGAAGGAUGUCAUCCAGAGAAUAGCUCAAUAUUUACCUGAGGCUUUCAAUUAUGCGGCAGUUGUCUUCACUCACGGUGACCAACUUCCGAAAGGAACGAAAAUUGAGGAGUUUGUUGAACAGAAUAAAUGUCUCAGUGAUCUGGUGAAGAAGUGCAGAGGGCGUUGUCACGUCGUCGAUAAUAAAUAUUGGACGACAAACCAACAGGGUGACUACAGGAGCAACAAGUUACAGGUGGCAGAGCUGCUUAACACAACAGACAAAAUACUAAUGGAAAACAAAGGAGGCUGUUAUAAGAUGCAGCGAGCAGUUCUGACUGAAAUCGAGAAAGGGGGCAAAAGAAAAGCCGAAGGAGAUGCACCACAAGGGGACCCCAGUGAGACUAACAACGGUGUCUCUAAGGGUACAUGGAUCAAAUUUACAGGCCCUGCAGCAAAAUCAUUGGCAGGAUUAUUUAGGCCAGCUGUUUUGCUGGAAACUGAGGGAAAAGAUGAUGAAGAAGAAGAUGUAGGAGAAGAAAAAAAAGCAGAGGAGGAGGAAGAAGAAGAUGUAGGAGAAGAAAACAAAGUAGAGGAGGAGGAGGAAGAAGAUGUAGGAGAAGAAAACAAAGUAGAGGAGGAGGAAGAAGAUGUAGGAGAAGAAAACAAAGUAGAGGAGGAGGAAGAAGAUGUAGGAGAAGAAAACAAAGUAGAGGAGGAGGAAGAAGAAGAUGUAGGAGAAGAAAACAAAGUAGAGGAGGAGGAAGAAGAUGUAGGAGAAGAAAACAAAGUAGAGGAGGAGGAAGAAGAAGAUAUAGGAGAAGAAAACAAAGUAGAGGAGGAGGAAGAAGAAGAUGUAGGAGAAGAAAACAAAGUAGAGGAGGAAGAAGUGGAAGAAGGUGAGAAAAAAACACAUGAUGAGGAAUCCGAUAAGAAAGACGAAACAGAAACAGAAAAAACUGUAGAAGACAAGAAGGUGACAGAACUGGAAAAGGGGAAAGAAACAGAGAAAAAGGCAGGACUAGGAGUUAUAGCAACUGCCCCAGCUGCAGGAGCAGGGGCAGCAGGAGCAGGAGCAGGAGCAUUAGGUGCAGUAGCAGGAGCAUUAGGUGCAGUAGCAGGAGCAUUAGGUGCAGUAGCAGGAGCAUUAGGUGCAGUAGCAUUAGGUGCAGGAGCAGGAGCAUUAGGUGCAGUAGCAGGAGCAUUAGGUGCAGUAGCAUUAGGUGCAGGAGCAGGAGCAUUAGGUGCAGGAGCAGGGGCAUUAGGUGCAGGAGCAGGGGCAGCAGGAGCGGGGGCAGCAGGGGCAGCAGGAGCAGGGGCAGCAGGAGCAGGGGCAGCAGGGGCAGCAGGAGCAGGGGCAGCAGAAGCAGGGGCAGGAGCGGGGGCAGCAGGAGCGGGGGCAGCAGGAGCAGGAGCAGGGGCAGCAGGAGCAGGAGCAGGGGCAGCAGGAGCAGGGGCAGCAGGAGCAGGGGCAGGAGCGGGGGCAGUAGGAGCAGUGGCAGCAGGGGCAGCAGGAGCAGUGGCAGCAGGGGCAGCAGGAGCAGUGGCAGUGGCAUGGUACUACUAA
This is a messenger RNA of Labrus mixtus (cuckoo wrasse), 3225 nucleotides long. RefSeq names its product damage suppressor protein-like. The record is from RefSeq and is a predicted model, not a curated record. The transcript is spliced from 5 exons. Lineage: Eukaryota; Metazoa; Chordata; Actinopteri; Labriformes; Labridae. The coding region runs from base 985 to 3225 and encodes 746 amino acids. Gene Ontology annotation, molecular function: GTP binding.